AUGUCGAAUACUGAUCCUUCGGGGUCUUCGUCGACAAAUUCUGGGAAGUUGAGUGCGGACAACAUAUCACGAAAUCUCAACAUAAACUCAGAAAAGGACUGUUUUGAUCUUCUGUUUCAAGAGAUUACAGCUUUGCCAGAGCGUGAAACGUUGGCACCAAGCUCAGCACCUUCGAUGGCUUCUCAACUGUCACUCAUAUCGCAGAGAAGUUCAGCAACGGAUAGCACCACAAGAACCAAUGUGUGGAUAGCAAAAACUGUGCGAGCAGCCAUGUCUGAAGCCCUCUCCAAGCCAUAA
Fusarium fujikuroi IMI 58289 is the source of this 297-nucleotide messenger RNA. RefSeq lists its product as uncharacterized. NCBI's taxonomy places the organism in Eukaryota, Fungi, Ascomycota, Sordariomycetes, Hypocreales, Nectriaceae. The record is from RefSeq and is a predicted model, not a curated record. Bases 1 to 297 code for a protein of 98 amino acids. The transcript has 3 exons.